Messenger RNA from Pan troglodytes (chimpanzee), 8291 nucleotides. RefSeq names its product ankyrin repeat and sterile alpha motif domain containing 4B (gene ANKS4B). The record is from RefSeq and is a predicted model, not a curated record. Gene Ontology annotation, biological process: brush border assembly. Lineage: Eukaryota; Metazoa; Chordata; Mammalia; Primates; Hominidae. The transcript has 3 exons. The coding region runs from base 99 to 1352 and encodes 417 amino acids. Gene Ontology annotation, molecular function: protein binding.
UCCUUGUCACUAAUUAACCAGCUCUAUAGGAAGGUUGCUCCGCCAACACCUUGCUCUGCCUGGAGAGACAUCUGGCCAAGUUCUGGUGAGCAGGAAAAAUGUCUACUCGUUACCACCAAGCUGCUAGUGAUAGUUACCUGGAACUUCUAAAAGAGGCUACCAAGCGAGAUCUAAAUCUUUCGGAUGAAGAUGGCAUGACUCCUACUCUCUUGGCAGCCUACCAUGGGAACUUGGAAGCCCUAGAGAUAAUCUGCAGUAGAGGAGGGGACCCUGAUAGGUGUGACAUCUGGGGAAACACUCCUCUACAUUUUGCAGCCUCCAAUGGCCAUGCCCACUGCGUCUCAUUCCUGGUCAACUUUGGUGCCAACAUCUUUGCCCUGGAUAAUGACUUACAGACUCCACUGGAUGCUGCUGCCAGCAGGGAGCAGAAUGCAUGUGUUGCUCUCCUGGACAAGGCUGCCACUGCACAGAACAUCAUGAACCCCAAGAAGGUCACCAGGCUGAAGGAGCAGGCUCAGAAGAAUGCCAGGAGGCAGAUCAAAGAGUGUGAGAGGCGCCAGGAGAAGCACCAAAAUAAGAUGGCCCACACCUACAGCAAGGAGGAAUCUGGGACUCUCUCUUCUUCCAAGGGUACCUUCUCCAGAUCAUCCCCUUCAAAUGCUUCUGCUCCUGGCACAUUCGGGUCACUAUCUAAGGGCAUUAAAGACACUUUCAAGAUCAAGUUCAAGAAGAACAAAGAUACAGCAGAACAGGUGGAGAAGGAAGGCAGAAGUGGGCAGAGGAACUUGAUGGAAGUGUUCAGAGAGGAAGAGGAAGACUCGUUCUCAGGGGACUUCAAAGAGAAGCUCCAGUUGUCAGCAGAGGAGGACAGCAGUGUGCACCAUGAAUCCAUUCUCAAUCGUCCAGGUCUAGGAAGUAUUGUUUUUAGAAGGAACAGGAUAUCGAGUCCUGAAGACAUCUCAGAUAGCAAGAGAGAGUUGGGUUUUAAACUGCCCAGUGAAUUGCUUCAAAGACAAGGAGCGUCAGAGGCUGAUGAGGGUGCAGCUGAUGAAGAGGGAGAGGAAAACGGCCUCAAAGAUGAUCUGCCGUGGGAUGAGGAUGAAGUGGAGUGGGAGGAAGAUGUGGUCGAUGCCACGCCCCUGGAAGUGUUCUUGCUGUCUCAGCACCUGGAAGAAUUCCUGCCUAUCUUCAAGAGAGAGCAGAUUGAUCUAGAAGCUCUGCUGCUCUGCUCUGAUGAGGACCUUCAGAGCAUACAAAUGCAGCUGGGUCCCAGGAAGAAAGUUCUGAAUGCUAUCAACAGGAGGAAGCAGGUGCUUCAACAGCCUGGGCAGCUGGUCGACACCAGCCUGUGAUGGAGAGUUUUGGCCUGGAGCAUUGGGGUGAUGCUGUGGCCCGCUGGCAGCACUCCAGGGAGCACCCCCUCUUUACCCAAUGCCAGACCACUGGGAAUGGAUUCUAGGGCAUCGGAAAUGCCUACCUGAGAGAGAGACCCAAACUUUACUCUGGGAGGUAGGCUAUGCCCAUCCAAAUAAAUCUCCAUGAGAAACUUGAGGAGACUUCAUAACAAGAAUCUGGCAUUUCUCUUCAGUUAUCUUAUAUGUACAUAUAAUUGUUUUUGUUGUUGUUUUGUUUUGUUUUGUUUUGUUUUUUGGAGAUGAAAGUCUCAGUCUCUUACCCAGGCUAGGGUGCAGUGGUAUGAUCAUAGUUCACUGUAUUCUCAACCUCCUGGGCUCAAAUGAUCUCCUCCCACCUCAGCCUCCCAAGUAGCUGAGACUACAGGUUCACACCCCCCACACCUGGCUUAUUUUGUAUAUUUUAGUAGAGGUGGGGUCUUGCCACAUUGCCCAGGCUGGUCUCAAGCUCCUGGCCUCAAGCAAUCCUCCCACCUCAGCCUCCUAAAGCACUGGGAUUACAGGCGUGAACCACCGUGUCCAGCCUAUCUUUUUGAUACUUUUGAACAAAGAAAGGGUCAUAUGCAUGACAGGAAAAUGAAAGAAACUUCCUUUACUUUUCUAUCUCUGGAUUUAAAAUUAUAAUCUCAUCACAUUAUCCUGCUGCUUGCUUUCUGAUCUGUGUAACCUGGGAAUUCUAACUCUUUUUCUCUCCUGAGAUCUAUGACUUUGCCUAGUGGUAGAGACUAGAGUUCUUUCCUGGCCUGCGGCUUGAUGCCCAACUUAAAUGCAUCAAGCCCUUUAACAAAUGUGUACAUGUUUACAAGUAAUGGAAAUGCGUCUAUAAUACUCCUGCCUGAGAAUAGAGACAGAGUGGUGGUGGGGAGAGUGAAGAAAGAGAUAGAAUACAGGCGGUACCUGUUGCGGACUGAAUUGUGUCAAAUUCAUAUGUUGGAGCUCUAACCCCUAAUGUGACUGUAAUUGGAAAUAAGACUUUUAAAGAAGUGAUUAAGGUUACAUGAAGUCAUAAGAAUGCAACCCUAAUCCUGCAGGACUGGUGUCCUUUUUUUCCCUUUUUUUUUUUUUUUUUUUUUGAGAUGGAGCCUUGCUCUGUCACCCAUGCUGGAGUGCGGUGGCAUGAUCUCGGCUCACUGCAACCCCUGCCUCCCAGGUUCGAGCAAUUUUCAUGCCUUAGCCUCCUGAGUAGCUGGGAUUACAGGCAUGCACCACAACGCCUGGCUAAUUUUUUGUAUUUUUAGUAGAGGUGGGGUUUCACCAUGUUGGCCAGGCUGGUCUCAAACUCCUGACCUCAGGUGAUCCACCUGCCUCGGCCUCCCAGAGUGCUGGGAUUACAGGCAUGAGCCACUGCACCCAGCCUAGGACUGGUGUCCUAAGAAGAGGAAGAGACACUUAGGUGGAAGGCACACAGAGAGGCCACGUGAGGACACAGUGAGAAGGUGGCCGUCUGCAAGCCGAGGAGGGGGCCUCAGGAGAAACCAACCCUGCAAACACCUUGAUCUUGGGCUUUCAGCCCCCAAAGGUGUGAAAAAAUAAACUUCAGUUGAUAAACUUCCAUUGUUGAAGCCAUCCAGUCUGUGGCAUUUUGUUAUGGCAGUCCUAGCAGAAUAAUACUGUCCUAAGUAAGAGGGUUGGGGAGGAGACCAAGAAAAAUACAGAAAAAAAGUCUGUCCAACUGCAAUUGAUGAGUUUUUUAAGGGUAAACACCUAGUGAAACUUAAGGGGAAAAAAAACUAAGUUCUUUGGAGGGAAGAUUUGAUUGUCAAAGGAAAUUUCACAUUUUCAUGCUUAUUAUGUACACAUGGUUUAUUUACUGUUGUCUGUCACCAUUGCCGCAUAUCUGAAUAUGUGUAGGUUCCAUGAUAGAAACUGACAACACUUGGCUCAUGCCUGUAAUCCCAGCACUUUGGGAGGCCCAGGCAGGCAGAUCACCUGAGGUCAGGAGUUCAAGACCAGCCUGGCCAACAUGGCGGAAACCCGUCUCUACUAAAAAUACAAAAAUUAGCCAGGUGUGGUGGCGUGUGCCUGUAAUCCCAGCUACUUGGGAGGCUGAGGCAAGAGAAUUGCUUGAACCCAAAAGGUGGAGGUUGCAGUGAGUUGAGAUUGCACCACUGCACUCUAGCCCAGGCGGUAAGAGAGACUCCAUCUCAAAAAAAAAAAAAAGAAAAAGAAAAAAGAAACUGACAACACUGCUGCUGACAUUUUUUCAAUGGCAAUCCCAAAUUCAAACUGAAACCCCACUGAAUAGCUAAGCUUCAUUAGAUCUCUACAGGCUGACUUACAUCAAGUGGAAUUUACUGUUGAUUCUGGGUAUAAUACAGAAACAGCUGUUUAUCUUCAGCUUGCUUUCUGAUGCACAUCUGUUUGGGUUACUUCAAGAGGCAUCAUGGAGGAUUCAAGUUUAGGGAGAAUACAGAUGCUCAAAUCUGAUGAACAAUUGGCUUAUUCUUCCUCAAUGAAUAUAUUCAGAAAGCUUGUUAGCCAUUGAAUAAAUACGUUGCAUUAGGGGAUGAUUGUUUACAAAUACCUUAUCUUGUGGAAUAAACUGAAGUUGUGCUUUCCUUCAUUAAUGUGCACAGAAGCAGUUGGCAAAUAGAAAGCGCUCAAAAAAGUUUGUAGUCUGUGCCUGCCACUAUUAUAUUUCAUCAUCAUAGAUGCCAGAAUCCCCUCUUCACCUAUUGCCCGGAAUCUGCCUAAUGAGAUAUUUGCUCCACCCCCUGCUGUAACUACAUCAUAGCAAGAGAGCCAUCACUCAGGUUGGUAGAAAUGAACUUGAACAUUGACUCUCAUCCCUUUUUAGGAGAUAUUUGCCACUAGGGGUCUCAUCAGGUACCUUUAUGCUCUUCUUAGGGGUUCUUUUCUUUUAUGAUUGACAGAAUUAAUAGGUGAGCGUUCUCCAAAGUUCUCAGCAUCAAGGAUAUAGUCUCUUCGUCACAGAGUAUUGUUAUAUAAUAAAAAAAGGUUUAUACCAUGUUAUAAGAUGUUAUCAAUGUUCUAAGAAUUCCAGAUCUUUCGAACUAAAUACCAACUACAGGGGCUAAGAGAAGAUGCCAGAGCAAUACAAAGGCCUUGAUAAGAGACAAAGACGAGGAUUAUGAGCCAGGAUGAGCUUCAAGUACUCACUGAUCUCAGACCUCCAUCUCUUAAACUAGAUGCUUAGAGUAGCUCAAUCCAAUAUCUGGUCACCCCUACCACCUCCUGGCCCCUCUUUUCCCCCUCUAUGUAGCUUGACAUAAAAGUCAACAAGAGGGAAAAGCAGUUGGGAGCAUUUCACUGAAAAGGAGAGUCUGAGAAGUUAUAGUGUGGUAAAUGUGUAUUGUGCUUAUAUUUCAGGCCAUUGUGUAGUACAGGUCAGUUAUAUGCUCAUAAUUCCUAAGUCCAAGUUACCAGCCCAGACCAUUGCUUUGGGCAUCAAAUACAUCAGCCCAAAUCUAAUCUGACAUCUCCUCUCACAUGUCUCACAAGGACCCCAAACUCAGUGUGUCCAGGACUGAACCCAUUUUCUUCCAGGUUGGCAGUUCUCAACUUGGAUGAUUUUGCCCUCUGUCUCCUAGAGGACAUCUGGCAAUAUCUAGAGACAUUUUUGAUUGCCAUGAUAGGGGAACAGUGGUGCAAUUGACAUCCAGUGGGUAGAAACAAUGGGUGCUAAACAUCCUAGAAUGUACAGGACAGCCCACCACAACAAUGAAUUAUCCAGACCCAAAUAGUGAUCGUGCUCAGUUUCAGCUGCAUUAAAACACGCAGCUCUAAAUCUCCAUUUUUCAUAAAUGGAAAAUUUAACCCAAUACUUCUUUUCAUCACCCAAUUGUUCACCAGGCCCUUUCAACUUUUCAAUAUGUCUCAGAGCUAAAUCCUCUUUGAUGUUUGCAAGAUGACCUAUUGGUUCCUGCCCCCAACCAUCACUCACUGGAUUGCUACGCAGUUUUGCUCUUGUUGCCCAGGCUGGAGUGCAAUGGCACGAUCUCAGCUCACCGCAACCUCAGCCUCCUGGGUUCAAGUGAUUCUCCUGCCUCAGCCUCCCAAGUAGCUGGAAUUACAGGCAUGUGCCACCACGCCUGGCUAAUGUUGUAUUUUUAGCAGAGACAGGGUUUCUCCAUGUUGGUCAGGCUGGUCUCGAACUCCCGACCUCAGGUGAUCCACCUGCCUCAGCCUCCCAAAGUGCUGGGAUUACAGGCGUGAGCCACCAGGCUCAGCCCCUAUUGCUUUUCAAACUCUCACCACCACACAGAAGGCCUGCAUGAUUAAAGAGCCCUAUUCUCUCCUCCAAACCUCUGGUCCCAUCUCUGACCAUUCCUCUCCCUGUCCCCUAAUUUCAGCUAUACUAGAUUUCUUGUGGCUUCCUGAAUACAUGUCUCUCAUAUGCCUGUGGCUUAGCAUACCAUCACCCUUCUGCCUGGAAAAGUCUUCCUCCAUAUAGCCAUCCUCAUUGGGAGACAUACCCUCUCUCUUUGCCCCUAGUCUGGGUUGAGUAACUUCCUAUCUGUGCAAGCUCUCUUUGUUUGCCUCUCCAGAACUCCUCUCUACUAUUUUCCAACCUACUUUGUGUCCCAGGUGGUUGGGCUCUGGACUGCAUCAAAGGGCUCCACUGCCCUUGGGAUCCUGGUUGGGUCUGGCCAAUGGGAGUUACUAACAAGAUACCAGAAGGUGGGAGAAACAAAGAUUGAGGCAUUUAUUCUACCUGUUUCUUCUUUUCAGGGCAGCAGCUGCCUUCAUCUAAGCUUACCUCUCCCAUCUGGCAGCCUCUGCUAUAGCUCUAGUUGUUUCUGGGUUUCACUAACUGCUCUUUCAAGCUUAGCAGUGGUAGUGAUUUCCUACUAUUGCUAACCCUGGGAUGCUUCUUCCUAAACAGUCUCUUUAUUCUCUUCAAUCACACCUUUUGAGUGUGGCAUCUACAGACAGUUCCCCACUUACAAUCGUUCAACUUAAGAUUUUUUGACUUUACGAUGGUGUGAAAUGAUAUGCAUUCAGUAGAAACUGGUAAGAUAUUCUCUCAGGAUGCUGGGCAGAGGCAGCGAGCCACAGCUUCCAAUCAGCCACGUGAUCACCAGGAUAAUCAAUUGACAGUGAACAGUGUACCGUGUUACCAGAUGAUUUUGCCCAAAUGUAGGCGAAUGUAAGUGUUCUGAGCACAUUUAAGGUAGGCAAGGCUAAGCUAUCAUGUUUGGUAGGUGUUUUCUAUGCAUUUUUGACACAUUUCCAACUUUUUUUGAGACAGGUUAUUGCUCUGUCAACCAGACUGGAGUGCACUGGCACAAUCUCGGCUCACUGCAGCCUCUGCCUCCUGGGUUCAAGUGAUUCUCCUGCCUCAGCCUCCUGAGUAGCUGGGACUACAGGUGCGCACCACCACACCCAGCUAAGUUUUGUAUUUUUAGUAUAGAUGGGGUUUCACCAUAUUGCCCAGGCUGGUCUCAGACUCCUGACCUCAGGUGAUUCGCCUGCCUUGGCCUCCCAAAGUGCUGGGAUUACAGGCAUGACCCACCAUGCUCGGCCACAUAUUUCCAACUUUUGAUGAAUUUAUUGGGACACGACUGCAUCAUAAGUUAAGGAACAUCUGCAUUUCCUGCAGGGACCUGAACCAUGUUCCUGUAACACCAAAUUACUGUAAUUUUUUUUUUUUAACAUCUGUCUUCUCUUCGCGGCUGUGUUCUCUGGGGCUGAGGACUACUUUUCUGUUGUAUCUUAGUAAGCUAGCACAGGGUUAUGAUAGGGGCUCUUGUGAAAAGAAUGAAAGAAAAGAUACAUGAAUAUUCUCAUCAUUCCAUGCUCUUCUCUAUAUAUCCUUUAGGGUAGUGACCAUCAGGAUUCCUCAGAAAGACUCCAUAGUCACUUGAGAUAUGCAGAAUCAGAUCAUGUGGGUAAUGUGGGUAUUUUGUUUCAGCACAAAGACCCCUGUCCAGACAGUCUGGCAAAUAUGAUAAACUUUUGGCUAAACCAUCUGGAGCAUGAGUCCUUCCCAGGAGGACUAUGGUCAGGAAAACAGAGCCAAGCAUGCUUUGCUGCUGACUUAUCUGAAAACCAGCCUUGGAGUAACAAAAAGCGAAGGGGUAGGGUGAGGCUAGGGUCGGAGUGGGAUUUGGACAGGGCCUUUGGCAGGACAAGGACAACACGGUUCUGCUAGUGAUUCAGGGGGCCUGGAGAAAGUAUCUCUGCACCUCAGUUUCCCCAUCCGUAAGUUGAAGAUCGACUAGAUGAUCCUUAAUGGCCCUUUCAACAUGGAUACUGUAGUGGACAUCUUUAGAUUUUGCCUUUCAACUACCCAGUCCUCUUUUUGUUAAGAGACACCUUCCCUCCGUCAGCUCAUGUGGGCAGAUGCGCAGAUGACACUUCUGACUUCAAGGGUGGGCAUGUGAUCUAGGCCUGGAUAACCAGAGCAUCUGAUCCCCCUGGACAACGUGAUGGUUCAGGGAUAGGUACAAGGCUCAAGCCUGGCCAGGGUAUUCCAUCCCUUUAAGAGAUGGGGGUCUUGCUCUGUUGCCCAGGCUGGUCUCGAACUCCUGGGCUCAAGCAAUCCUCCUGCUUCAGCCUCCCAAAAUGCUGGGAUUACAAGCAUGAACCACCUCACCCCAUCUAUUCCAUGUCUUUCAGCCACAAUGUUAGGCUCAGGAAUAGACAUGUGACCUAGAUGGUCCAGUAACUCUCAGUUCUGGAACAUCUAACUGUAAAGGAAGAGAAUAUUUAUGCUCAGUUGCUAAAGAGGACAGAAUACAAUUCAGGAGCUGCUGACCAAUGUCCUGCCACUACCAGGGAGAACUUGAUAAUGGAGCCAACGGGGAAGAAGACCAGGCCCUGGUGACAGUUGGAGCCCCUGAAUACAGCUGUAGCUGAAACCAGUUACCUGUGUGUUCCUAAUUACAAGAGCCAAUAAAUCUCAUUCUCCAUUCA